Molecule: messenger RNA, 1088 nt
Organism: Daphnia magna
Lineage: Eukaryota; Metazoa; Arthropoda; Branchiopoda; Diplostraca; Daphniidae
Gene: RpLP0-like
Product: mRNA turnover protein 4 homolog
Exons: 6
Coding region: 154-876 (240 amino acids)
Biological process (GO): ribosomal large subunit assembly; nuclear-transcribed mRNA catabolic process; rRNA processing
Cellular component (GO): nucleolus; preribosome, large subunit precursor
Molecular function (GO): RNA binding
Source: RefSeq, a predicted model, not a curated record
CAGACGACUGACCAUCCAAACUAUGAUAGCUGUGUGCCUGUGUCUGUGUGUCGUACAAGUGCAGAGUGAAGGAAACACGUGGUUUUUUCCUCCGUGGUUCCAUAUCGAAGCGGUCUAUUUUUCAUUCUGAAAGUUAGUCUACACAGCCUUAAAAUGCCAAAAACGAAGCGAUUUCAAAAGAUAUCAUUGACUCAAACGAAGAAAAAAGGGCUCGGUGGAAAGCAGCAGUUAGUGGAAGACAUUAGAUCAUGUGUUGAGAAAUAUUCACACUUGUACCUUUUUUCAGUUCAAAAUAUGAGGAGUAACAAACUUAAAUCUAUUCGAAAUGAAUGGAAAGACAGCAGGUUUUUUUUGGGGAAAAACAGAGUGAUAGCCAUUGCCUUGGGACGUUCAAAGGAAUCAGAAUGCAGAGAAAAUCUUCAUGAAAUCUCCAAAAGGCUUAAGGGACAGUGUGGCAUUGUCUUCACUGAUAAAACUAAAGAAGAAGUUACCAAAUAUUUUGAAAAGCAUAUUGAAUCUGACUAUGCAAGGUCUGGUAACAAUGCUACUGAAACUGUCAUUCUUCAACCUGGUCCUUUAGAGCAAUUUCCAUUCAACAUGGAACCCUACCUUAGACAGCUUGGUCUACCAACAUCCCUUCAAAGAGGUGUUGUCACAUUAUUGAAGGAACACACAGUCUGCAAAGAGGGAAAUGUCCUGACUCCAGAAGAAGCCAGGCUUUUGAAAUUGCUGUGCAUACAUAUGGCUGAAUUCAAGGUGACCGUUGAAGCUGUUUGGCAAAAAGAUGGAACGUUCGAAGAAAUUGGACAUGGAGGCUUGUUGGUGGCACAAGACGAUGCAAAUGAAACGGAGUCGGAAAACGAAGAUAUGGAGUAAGGUUUCCCGUAUUUUUUUUUUUUUUUUCUGAAUGAUAAACUGUAUUGGUGUAUCAACGAGGGACAUAGUCGUUAUACAAGUGACUAAUGUUUACCUAUGGUCAUCCUUAUGUACAUCAUCUUGUUUUACAAAAAAAAAAAAAAUGAAGAACAAGACGCUCUACAUUUCAAGCGAAUGAAAUGUACAAAACAAAAUUACACGUUUCAUUUCAA